Messenger RNA from Humulus lupulus (European hop), 1030 nucleotides. RefSeq names its product protein PELPK1-like. The coding region runs from base 86 to 760 and encodes 224 amino acids. The record is from RefSeq and is a predicted model, not a curated record. NCBI's taxonomy places the organism in Eukaryota, Viridiplantae, Streptophyta, Magnoliopsida, Rosales, Cannabaceae. The transcript has a single exon.
UUCAAGUUCUCUCUUCUUCUCAAUUAGAAUAAGUUUAUCUUCUUUGUAUCACACAAUCAUUUUUUCAGCUUUGAUCAACAUUAACAUGGCUUAUCCACGCCUCCCAAACUUCAUGUCACCAUUUCUGGUUCUUACAUUUACUUUCUGUAUAAGCAGCAUAAUGGUUGCCGAAGCAUCACGCCAGUUGUUAGAGACUACUCCUACCAUUCCAAACGUACCUGAGAUUCCAAAGCCCGAACUCCCCAAGUUGCCCGAGCUGCCAAAGUUUGAAAUUCCUAAAGUUCCUGAACUGCCAAAGCCUGAAGCCCCUAAGUUACCUGAGGUACCUCAUGAGUUGCCAAAGCCCGAUAUUCCUAAAGUUCCUGAAGUUCCAAAAUUCGAAGCCCCAAAGUUGCCUGAGGUGCCUCAUGAGCUGCCGAAGCCUGAACUCCCUAAGGUUCCAGAAGUGCCUAAACCUGAACUCCCUAAGGUUCCUGAGGUGCCAAAGCCUGAACUCCCUAAGGUUCCUGAACUACCAAAGCCUGAAGUCCCUAAGUUGCAUGAACUGAGCCAUGAUGAUGCCCCUAAGGUACCCGAAUUGCCAAAAUUUGAAGUUCCUAAGUUCCCUGAACUACCGAAACUUGAAGCUCCUAAAAUGCCAGAGUUGCCAAAAUUUGAAUUUCCUAAGUUGCCUAAGUUUGAGAUUCCGAAAUUACCUGAACUCCCACAUGAGCUUCCUAAGCCCACUUUGCCAACCAUUCCUGACACCAGUAAGCCUUGAGCAUUUGAUGGUGUGCUGGUUUUAGUGGCAGAUUUAAAUAUUGCUCAGUUGCAUGUUGCAUUUGCUGCUUCUUUAUGAAGUUCUUUAUCUACCUAGCUAUUGGAUUUUUAUAUCCGUUAUUAGUUACAAUCUUUUACCAGUAUUAUUGCAUACGUGUGUUUGAAUAUUUAUGAUAAGUUUCUUGCCAUUAUAGUUUUUUUUUUUUCUUUUUUCUUUUUGACAUCCUUGUAUUUUAUAAUAAAUAAUAUAUCUUACCCACUUUUAUGAUUA